CAUAAAUGUGUCUGUCUACUCAGUUGUUCAUUUUCAUUCAUUUUCUUUUGAGAAAUCUGUAGGAAUAGUUGUGGAUUUAUUUAAUAAAAAUUAAUUUUAAAGUUACAUUAAGCUCGGUUAAAAAAUCUACUGUACAAGUUGGAAUCACGUAGUUUCACUAAAAAUUGUUUUAAUUUGCUUUACAGUGCAUUUUAGUAAAGUUUUGUAUUUUAUUUACUUGAUUGGUUACUUUCCAAUGAACAUUGCCUCUAAAGUUACGAAGUUGGGUUUUUUUUUUCAAGUGCCUAAAAGUUUGUGUUAUCUACGUGUUCAUUUUCGGUAUACACAAGUGGUCAACAUGGGAUUGCUUUCUGAAGGAAGUCCGUUAUCUUGGGAAGAGACUAAAGCUCUGGCGGAACACGUUCGACAGCACGGUAUUGAACAGUUCAUCAAUCUGUACAGCAAGCUGAGGGACAGAAGAGGUGAUGUGCUUAAAUGGGGAGAUGAGGUGGAGUACAUAAUAGUUAAAUUUGAUGAUGAAAAUGAAAAGGCAACUGUAAGCCUCAGGGCAGAUGAGCUACUCCCACAAUUACAGGAAAAAGAACUUUCAGAUCCACAGAAUUGUAAAUCUUUAUGGCGGCCCGAGUACGGCGCGUACAUGGUAGAGGGCACACCGGGAAAGCCCUACGGCGGCCUCCUAGCGCACUUCAACAUUGUGGAAGCCAACAUGCAGUUCCGGCGUGCCGAGGCAGGGAAACUGCUAAAAGACGGAGAAGUUAUAAUGAGCAUCACUAACUUUCCGAGACUAGGGUGCCCAAAUUUUACGAGUCCGCCUAUACCACCAAAUCCAAAUGGUGAAGUCACAAAAUCCCUUUUCUUUCCGGACGAUGCGAUAUUUCCUGGACAUCCACGGUUUAAAACAUUAACAGCAAACAUAAGACAUAGACGAGGAGAAAAGGUCGCCAUCAACAUACCAAUAUUCCGCGACGCGAACACAAAGAUCCCCGUGGACAACUCGCACGAGCUGGAGCCGGAGGCGGCGCGGCCCGACUGCGUGUACAUGGACGCGAUGGGGUUCGGCAUGGGCUGCUGCUGCCUGCAGCUCACCUUCCAGGCCUGCUGCAUCACCGAGGCACGCACGCUCUACGACCAGCUCGCGCCGCUCUGCCCCAUUAUGCUGGCGCUGUCGGCCGCGUCGCCGAUCUUCCGCGGGUUCCUGACGGACUCGGACUGCCGCUGGAACGUGAUCGCGGGCUCCGUAGACUGCCGCACGCGCGAGGAACGCGGCCUGGCGCCGCUCAAGGACAGCAAGUUCCGCAUCAACAAGUCCAGAUACGACUCCAUCGACUCCUACCUCUCGCCGGAACAUGAAAAGUACAACGACAUUCCGAUCGUGCACGACCCCUCCAUCUACCGGCGGCUGCGCGAGGGCGGCAUCGACCACCCGCUCGCGAUGCACGUGGCGCACCUCUUCAUCCGCGACACCGUCUCGCUCUUCUCGGAGAAGGUGGACCAGGACGACGCGAACGACACCGAUCACUUCGAGAACAUCCAGUCGACGAACUGGCAGACGAUGCGCUUCAAGCCGCCGCCGCCCAACUCGGCCAUCGGCUGGCGCGUGGAGUUCCGGCCGUGCGAGGCGCAGCUCACGGACUUCGAGAAUGCCGCCUACGUCUGCUUCGUCGUGCUGCUCACCCGCGUCAUACUCUCCUACAACCUCAACUUUGUCAUGCCUAUUAGCAAGGUGGACGAGAACAUGCAGCGCGCUCAGCGGCGCGACGCGGUGCGCAGCGAGCGGUUCUGGUGGCGGCGCGACGUGAGCCUGCCGCGCGCCGCCGGCGCCGACCCCGCGCCCGCGCCGCUGCCCGACGCCGACCUCUACGCGGAGAUGACCAUCAACGAGAUCGUCAAUGGAAAGAGCGGCGUGUUCCCCGGGCUGAUCCCGCUGAUCGAAUCGUACCUGUCGGGCAUGGACGUGGACGCCGACACGCACUGCUCCGUGCAGCAGUACCUCAAGCUCAUCCAGCGCCGCGCCGCCGGCGAGAUCAGCACCAUGGCCACGUGGAUGCGCGACUUCGUCACCAACCACCCGCAGUACCAACGUGACUCGGUCGUAAGUGAGAAGAUAAAUUACGACCUCCUGAAAACCAUGCACGGCAUCCAGACGGGCCAGAUGGCGGCGCCCACCCUGCUGGGCAGCAGCACGGCCUCCAAGACCAACGAGCACAUUCCCAAGGCCUUCACCCGCAUGCUCAGCCAGGACUGCCCCUAGCGCGCCCCGCCAGACCGCUACCUGUUACCGCUAGAAUAAACACACGCCUUACCGACAGUGUUACUAUCGCGCUCUACUCUUCACAACAUUAUUAUCAAUAUUAAUGUAUGGUGAUACACUUGUAUGUAUCCAUGUAUAGUACCCGUAUAGUGAAUAAUUAUAAAUAGCCUACGUUUUAUAAUCGUUUGAUGGUUAAUGGACAUUACACGGUGGUCAGUGUUCCUGUUCAUGUAUGAUUAACUGACUUGUCUUUGACUAGCAUACUCUUGUUUUUGUCCGAAAUAAAUCGAGUACAAAGUAUACACUUUCUAGUUAUAGUUAAUGUAUUCCUGUGUUAUUGACGCGCAAUGAACUAAUAUUUUAUUUCGGACAUGGUCGUGCUUUCGGUGCUGAUACUGUUUUUAUUUUAUUAUCAUUUUCUUUAUAUUUGCAUUUAAUGAAUUUAUAAUAUUUUUUGUAUUAACUAUUAUAAAAGCAAUAAAUCACUGUUGUGCUA
Molecule: messenger RNA, 2747 nt
Organism: Leguminivora glycinivorella
Lineage: Eukaryota; Metazoa; Arthropoda; Insecta; Lepidoptera; Tortricidae
Gene: Gclc
Product: glutamate--cysteine ligase
Exons: 12
Coding region: 236-2251 (671 amino acids)
Biological process (GO): glutathione biosynthetic process
Cellular component (GO): glutamate-cysteine ligase complex
Molecular function (GO): glutamate-cysteine ligase activity
Source: RefSeq, a predicted model, not a curated record